Chlorocebus sabaeus (green monkey) is the source of this 1872-nucleotide messenger RNA. Its product is annotated as olfactory receptor 10G7. Gene Ontology annotation, cellular component: membrane. Gene Ontology annotation, biological process: G protein-coupled receptor signaling pathway. The record is from RefSeq and is a predicted model, not a curated record. NCBI's taxonomy places the organism in Eukaryota, Metazoa, Chordata, Mammalia, Primates, Cercopithecidae. Gene Ontology annotation, molecular function: olfactory receptor activity; G protein-coupled receptor activity.
UUCUCAUAAGGACCACACAACCUAGAUUCCUCACAUGUGCGGUUCACAAUAGGGUUCCCACUCCUAUGAGAAUCUAACGCCCCUGCUGAUGUGACAGGAAGCUGGGCUCAGGUGGUGAUGCUCGCUUGCUGGCAGCUCUCCUCAUGCUGUGCAACUGGUUCCUAAAAGGCCACCGACCGGUACCAGUCCCUGACCUGGGGUUUGAGGACCCCUGAUCUAGGGUAAGACUAAGGAAUAGAAGACUGGCUCCACAUAAUUCUAAACCACUGCCGGAAUCCUGCCUUAGUUAUGCAGCUGGCCAGAGAGCUCUGAGAAGGCAGGUUUCUCCCAUUCUUUCAGCCAGAAUGAAGAUUGCUUUAGAAAUUUGUAUUGUAAUAGAAAUUCUCUAAUGAUCAAAGAGACCGAAUCUGUAUGUGUGAAAGUGUUUGUGUGUGUGUGUGUGUAUGUGUUGACAGAGAGAGAAUGUGUGUGCGCAUGUAUAUCUAUAUAUGUGUGUGUUUGAGAGAAAAAGAGAGAGAGAGAUGCUUGAAUAAAGGCUUAUCCUGGGAAAGAGCUUGCCAGCACCUAAGUGUUGCUAACUUGAGUAUAUCUUUUUCAAUUCUACACAAAAUAGGAUACAAAAUUUGUUCUUCUUUUCAACAUUUGGCUGAUUUUAUGUAAAUCUCCUCCUCUUCUGUAUACGGCUUAUUCUGGUACUGGAAUAGGAAAGUGCUAUUCCUCUUCAAAGACCCAUACUGAAGCAAAAGGAAUUUAUAAAAUAUAAAAAAUAAUUUAACCCCAGUGUUCUCAAUCAGAAAAAUAUAGUUGCCAUAUUUCAUAUGAAACAUGCUCACAGUAAAUGCUGCCUCCCUUCCUUUCUGUAAGAACAGAGCCUCAUAUAUGAGAAGAAAUGUCCAACGGCAGCUUCGUGACAGCGUUCAUCCUCACGGGCCUUCCCCAUGCCCCAGCGCUGGACACCCCACUCUUUGGAGCCUUCCUGGUCAUUUAUGUGCUCACUGUGCUGGGGAAUCUCCUCAUCCUGCUGGUGAUCAGGGUGGAUUCUCACCUCCACACCCCCAUGUACUCCCUUCUCACCAACCUGUCCUUCAUUGACAUGUGGCUCUCCACUGUCACGGUGCCCAAAAUGCUGAUGACCUUGGCAUCUCCAAGUGGCAGGGUUAUCUCCUUCCACAGCUGUGUGGCUCAGCUCUAUUUCUUUCACUUCCUGGGGAGCACCGAGUGUUUCCUCUACACGGUCAUGUCCUAUGAUCGCUACCUGGCCAUCAGUUACCCGCUUAGGUACACCCGCAUGAUGAGUGGGCGCUCGUGUGCUCUCCUGGCCACUGGCACUUGGCUCAGUGGCUCACUGCACUCUGCUGUCCAGACCAUAUUGACUUUCCAUUUGCCCUACUGUGGACCCAACCGGAUCCAGCACUACUUCUGUGACGCACCGCCCAUCCUGAAACUGGCCUGUGCAGACACCUCAGUCAACGAGAUGGUCAUCUUUGUGAACAUUGGGGUAGUGGCCUCGGGCUGCUUUCUCCUGAUAGUGCUGUCCUAUGUGUCCAUCGUCUGUUCCAUCCUGCGGAUCCGCACCUCAGAGGGGAGGUGCAGAGCCUUUCAGACCUGUGCCUCUCACUGUAUCGUGGUCCUUUGCUUCUUUGGCCCUGGUCUUUUCAUUUACCUGAGGCCAGGCUCCAGGGACGCUGUGGAUGGGGUUGUGGCCAUUUUCUACACCACGCUGACUCCUCUUUUCAACCCUGUUGUGUACACCCUAAGAAACAAGGAGGUAAAGAAAGCUUUGUUGAAGCUGAAAAAUGGGUCAGUAUUCUCUCAGGGUAAAUAGUCAAGAAAAGUCAGAUAUGACUAACUUUUAUUUUUUUAUUUGUAAAU